This is a messenger RNA of Haemonchus placei, 291 nucleotides long. Lineage: Eukaryota; Metazoa; Nematoda; Chromadorea; Rhabditida; Trichostrongylidae. The record is from the annotation of a GenBank genome assembly.
AUGAUGGAGAGCAUUCAUCAAGAGCUUUUCUCAUAAGAAACUCAUAAGAUUCGUCAAUCGGUAUCGUCGACGUCAAAGCUGCUAGAUAGACGUAGAAUCUGUUCGCAAUAUCCUCAUAAGGUGACACAGCCGAGAGAAGGCAACAAGCCACAGCUCGAUCCUCUUCUGACACCAUGGGCCGCUGCUGGAUUCGUGCCAUCACUAUCUGGCCAGACGCCAUAAGCGAUGAAAGACGUUGACUGUCCCUCAUCCGCUCGCACAGCUCAAAUACCAUUCGCAAUGUUUGUUUGA